CGGGCUGGGGGUGGGUGUUCGCCGCACAGCUCGUGUCGCCGUCGCGGCUUCCGGUGCUAGGUGGAGGGCGGGCAGGAGGGAGCCGGGGAACGGGCCAGAGGACCAGCUUCGCCGCGGUCGGGUCGGCUUGCGGAGCGGGAGGCAGCGGCCGGAGAGCCGGGCGGAACCUGCGGGGGCGGAGGCGGCGGUGGCAGCCGCGGCGCAGGGAGCAGGAACAGGGUCAAGCCCUCCAUAUCCAGGACCAGGCUAAAACCAGAUUACACUGCCCCUCUCUGGGCCCUAUUGACUUAAAGCAGCCACUGUAAUCAUGGGCAAUAUCUUUGGGAACCUUCUGAAGAGCCUAAUCGGCAAGAAGGAGAUGCGCAUCCUGAUGGUGGGCCUGGAUGCUGCCGGGAAGACCACCAUCCUGUACAAGCUGAAACUCGGGGAGAUUGUCACCACCAUCCCGACCAUUGGGUUUAAUGUGGAGACAGUGGAAUAUAAGAAUAUCAGCUUCACAGUCUGGGACGUAGGUGGCCAGGACAAGAUUCGGCCCCUCUGGAGACACUACUUCCAGAACACCCAAGGCUUGAUAUUUGUGGUUGACAGCAAUGACCGGGAGCGAGUGAACGAGGCCCGGGAAGAGCUGAUGAGGAUGCUGGCGGAGGAUGAGCUCCGGGAUGCUGUACUCCUUGUGUUUGCAAACAAACAGGAUUUGCCGAAUGCUAUGAAUGCUGCUGAGAUCACAGACAAGCUGGGGCUGCACUCUCUGCGUCACCGCAAUUGGUACAUUCAGGCCACCUGUGCUACCAGCGGGGACGGGCUGUAUGAAGGCUUGGACUGGCUGGCCAAUCAGCUCAAAAACAAGAAGUGAGAGCCAGGCAGCCCUCUCUGACUACCCCACCCACUCCUGACACAUACCUGUUGUCUCCUUACCCCAAUUUCCCCUUCUUCCUCUUGAAAGUGGCCAAGGUCCUGGGUAUCAUGUCCACAUGCCCAGCAAGCGCCUUGCCUCCCUCCUCCACCCCCCUCCUCCCUCCCUGUACACUGACACAGUCAGCCCCCAACUGCUGUCCUGAUGAUGAAUCAUUCCAAUUUACUGGAUUUAAAACAGAAUGAAGCUGUUACGGUUUCGUGGGGUGGUCCCCAUUGGUUUCAGGAGGAAGAGUGGGGUGUUCUCUGUUUGCUGUUUGGCACUGGUUGCUGUGCUCUUGGCAUCUGAGUCCCUUCCCUGUGUCCCUGGCCACUCUCCUCCCUGUCAUCCUUUCCUUCUGAACCCUCUCCUAUUCUCCAUGGACAUUGCACGGGCCUCUCUGUGUGUGCGUGCAUGUGUGCGCCUGUAUAUACGUGUAUAGAGAGAUAUAUAUGUAGGGUCAGGGGAGGGAGCAGAGCGCAGCUCAGGGCUUACAGCCGGAACACUGCGCACUGGAACCUGUCCCCUGCCCUUCUGUGUUGGUGAGAUAAGGGGAUGUGGGUGGGUCCCAUUGCUUUCCUCUCCGCAGGUGGCAUUCCUGGAUGUUGGGAUACAUGAUGGGCGCCUUCGGCCAUCUGUCUUACCUUUCCUUCUCCACUAUGAUGAGCACAUGAAGUGGCAUUGGUCUCUGGGUGACUGUUCCUAAGGAGCUGCCGUGCUACUCUGCCUCAUUAGUAGCCCGCUUAUGCUAUCAGUCUAGAGUGUUGUAUUGAUCCUCCCCCACCGUCCUCAGAUCUGCUCCUCAGGAACUCAGAGGGAGGUGGGUUAGUGGGACCUGCAUGUAGAGGGUGGACAGUGGUCGGGGGAAGGCCUAGUUUUCCAUCUUACUGUCAUAAGGAGGAGAAGGCAAGGCAUGGAGCAGUCCUGUUCCUGCCUUCUGGUCUGUCAGAGAUCUCUCCCCUUAGUAGCUCUGCUGGCCUGAUGAGGACUGCCCAGGUGGAGCAACGAGAAGCCAUGGACUGGGGGAACAUAGCCGACCUCAGUAUCAACUCCCUGUUCUCCAGUUCUCUGUCAGUUCAGGACCAGGAAAGAUGAGUUUCUGUUGUCCUCGAUGUCCUGUCCCCCACUUCCUGGCAGCUUUCCCCAGUCCUCACCCUGUCCUGAAUAGGUCUGUGGGGUUGGAGUAGAUGCCGUAGGACCCUGCAUGGCUGAGCCUGGAACUGUGAUCUUCAGGGCCUUCCCUCCCUCCAUCCUCUGCUUGUUCAGCUGCUGCUGCAGGUCUGUAGAGGGCGCUAUUCCAGAAGCUCUGACCUGGGUCCUGACUUGUCACUGCACUGAAGCUGUGGCUGUUCUGUGGGCUCCUGUGUGUGCUGGCUGCGCCCUGAGCUCCAAAACAGCUGCCCGUAACCUCUCUGCUAAGGUCAGGACCCUGGGCUCUCUGCAGCUUGGCCAAGGGACUCUUCCCAGAGGCCUGUUCUGAGUUCCUCCACUCAGUGGCCAGGUUUCCUGCCACCUUUGUCUAUAGCAGGCAGAUAAGUUCCCCAGCCUACUGUCAGCUGAGCUGUGCGAGGUUCCAGGAUGUCUCUCAGUGCAGGUAGUGCUGUGAUACCCCAGACACUAUGUGAGCAUGUGCUCUAGACCUGGUGUGUGUGUGUGUGUGUGUGUGUGUGUGUGUGUUCUCUACAUGGGGGUGCCAGGGAUUCUGUUUCAUUUUAAAUGGGUUCCUUCCAUUCCCUGCAUUCCUCUCUUUACUGUUCCUGCAUCCCCCUCUGUCGCCCUCACUCUCUCUGCCGUUUCUAAGCCCCUAUCCCCUCCUUUCUGUUGCUGCUGUGAGCACCUGUUUGCCUUCUCCGUUCACUCACCACUUUGCCUGUUUGGUUUUGGUUUUGUCUUCUGUUUGAUUUUCUGUUCUAUCUUUGCUUUGAGAUUGGUGAGGACUUUGCCUCUUUCUCUGCCACGCUCUCUGACCUUCCUGCUUAGAUGCUAGUUCCAGAUAGGUUUUGUACAUUGCAGACAUGAGUCCACUCCUGCACCCCUUACCACAGCUUAUUUUUCUCCACCUCCUGGGACCAACCUGAGGCUGAGCAGGCUGAAGCAGCCUUGAAUGUUGCCUUGGUGCAUGCUGCUCCAGACACAUCCAGCAGGGGGCAGUAGCAUCUUGGUAACAUCCCUGGCUUUGUGGGGAGGUGGGGGUGCUUUCUACAUUCCCUAAUCCAUCUUUAGGGUUGGAUGUUCCAUCCCAUUUCUGUGAACUCCCUCUCUUGCUUUUCUCAAGUUGGUUUCAUUUUUUAUCUUGUUCUACCUUUCUUUCUGGGGACUUCCCCUUCCCUCCACCUCCAAAGUUUGUGGUGUUACAGUGGUAUCUGCAGUUCUGAAGUGGGUUUUUUUCUUUUUGCUUUCUCUGGAAUGUAGACUGUACAUGUUUAAUAACUUGCCUUCUCUAUCCUUGCUCAAAAAUGUGGGAUAAUGCAAUGACUGUGCCCUGGUUGGAAAUUAAACUUGUUUUACGCA
Messenger RNA from Mus caroli (Ryukyu mouse), 3403 nucleotides. It is a transcript of the gene Arf3, whose product is annotated as ARF GTPase 3. The record is from RefSeq and is a predicted model, not a curated record. Gene Ontology annotation, molecular function: GTP binding; GTPase activity. NCBI's taxonomy places the organism in Eukaryota, Metazoa, Chordata, Mammalia, Rodentia, Muridae.